Messenger RNA from Mercenaria mercenaria, 2591 nucleotides. RefSeq names its product F-box only protein 6-like. Bases 209 to 934 code for a protein of 241 amino acids. Gene Ontology annotation, cellular component: SCF ubiquitin ligase complex; cytoplasm. The record is from RefSeq and is a predicted model, not a curated record. Gene Ontology annotation, biological process: glycoprotein catabolic process; SCF-dependent proteasomal ubiquitin-dependent protein catabolic process. The transcript has 9 exons. Gene Ontology annotation, molecular function: ubiquitin protein ligase activity. Lineage: Eukaryota; Metazoa; Mollusca; Bivalvia; Venerida; Veneridae.
AGAAUGAAUUAAGCUGCUACAAACUACAAACUUAGAUAUCCUACUUACCAUUUAAUCAUCAUUUAAAACUGAAAAUCACAGAAUAAUUCGUAAAGUCGUGUAUUGAUUUCGUAUCAGUAACAAUUCUACUUCAACAAUAUAACAUCAGUAACGGAAUAUAUUCUUGGUUAAGAUUUUUUUUGGGCACUGUUCUAUUAAAACGUAAAACAUGUCAAGAAGAAAUAAAAAUCUACUGAGGAAUCCAUGUGCAGAAGAGAAUCUCCCCAGUCGGUCAACAAGUCACGAACCAUGCGAGAAUUUUCAGCUGAUCUAUUUACCGGAGUUCGACAUAAGUGAGGAAAUACUAGAUAAAAAGCCACCAAUUCGGAUUAGAGACUGGUAUGGUGCUAGAAAUGUCUGUGGCUGUGAAUACACGAUCAGAGUGCGACUGUUAGCAGACGACAAAUCAACUGAACUGGACGUUUGGAACUUUGAAGAUACGCAAGAGGAAUGUUCCGGCUGGAAAAAAGUGAAGCACGUGUUUCAAGACUAUCCACCAGGUGUCCGUUACGUAGAGUUUAAACAUGGCGGGCAAAAUACAAAGAUCUGGACCGGACAUUAUGGUGCCAAAAUGACGAAUUCUGGAGUUUUUGUCGGCAAGAAAAGGGGCAACAGAAAGAAAAGGGCUGUGCGAGAAAAGCUUGGCAAAAAUUUGCUUAAGAAUCCAUGUGCCGCAUCCAACUUUGAGGGUUGGACUAUUGUCAGUGAUGGUGGGUGGGCCUGUGAGGAGAAGCCAUCUGGGUGUAAGCCAGUCAAAGAGGCUGAAGGUGAAUCCUGUUGGUCGACCUCUUACCAGGACUGUGAGAAGAAGCAGGUCAUUGACCUCGAUUUUGAAGGGUUCGAUUCUAACUACAUGGAUGAAAUUGGACCAAAGAUCAAAUUGAGCGAAUGGUAGCUACUUGAGAUCAUUUAUAUAAGAAUGCCCAACAGAUUGUUUUUGUUUUCUUUGCCUGUUUCUUAACAUCUGCAGUAUUAUAGUUUUGUGUAUCAAGAAACUUUUAGCAACACCCUUACUAACAUUAGUGAACUGCUGGACUAAACGAUUAGGGAGGGAAGAUGUAAAAAUUGGUAUAAAUGAAAAUUUUUUAAUGUGAUAGGUUCGGAUCGCGAGGAUAUGCGAGUUGUGUGUACUGGUUAACAGUUCGUCUGCUGAAUUCUGAUAUGAAAAUGGUUUACGAAAAGACGUUCAAGGAGACCAGAGUAGCUGAAGCUAAAGGAAAUUGGUAUAAGGUUGAAGGGAGUUUUGGAAGCUAUGGGCCCGGUGUGCGUUUUAUUGAGUACUCGCAUGGCGGUCGUGACACGUGCUAUUGGGCGGGAAAUUUUGGCGCUAAAAUCACUUGCUCGUUUGUAGCAGUCGUUGCAGAGGCAGAAACCUCGCCUUCAUCAGAUGAAAACUGAGAGCAACAAUUCAUGUGUUUAAAAUGAUUUAAAUGUUGAUUUACCCAUUGAUGAAGUGACAUUAAGAUUUGGCGUUUCAGUAAUUCCAAUAUCGUAUUUUGAACUUAUCUUCACGUACAUUUUACUUAACUCUUAUAUUUGCUACUUUGAAUUUUGAUGCAAAAUUGAAUGUUUUUUCAGUAUUUAUGUUAACUUGAGAAAAUAUUACUCUUACUUUGCUAGUAUUACUUAGUUCUACUCUUUGUUUAAAUAGAUAAUAAAUAUUUCUUUGAGUGUACACAAAUAAAUAAGAAUCCAUUUUGGAUAUAGUCAUACAUUACUUCGUGUUGGGAUAUAGUCAUACAUUACUUCGUGUCUCCAUUUUACACAUUGAAACCUACGGGUGAACAUUUCUGCCAACAUAUCCUUAUUUAUGUAUACUUAGGACAAAAUCUCAACCUUCUUACCAAUAAAACAAAAUAAUAUAUUCCUUUUGAAAUUGUUACUUGUCUGUUUGCUGUUUACGUGCGUGCGUGCGCGUGUGUGUUUGCAUUGUGUACGUGCAUGUCUGUGCUGCUGUGGUUUACGGCAUAGGGAGACUACGUUUUAGCAACGUGUUUUUCCUUAUGAAUAUUCAUCCUUCUUUUUUCCAUUUUUCCACUUCCCCCCAACACCCGAACCUUUUAUCUACCCCUUACCCCCACCGCCACCUUUUUCUGCAUUUUGCUUUUAAUUAAAAUGUACUCGUUGUUGGAUUUUUGAUGCAACCCGUCUACAAUAUUUUUUCCGUUACAGCUUCAUUUUGUUGUGGGCCUAGUUUGCGAUGCAUGACUCUAUGGCUGUGUUUGGGGCGUUUGUGCCUUCCGGGAAAUCUACCCUUACCUUUUAUCUUUUACUUGUGCAUAUUCUUAUAGUUUUAGUUUCAAAUUACAAUAUCGUGACAGUUUUUUGUUUUAACCCGGAACAAAUCAGCACCUUUUAUUGCAACAUAAUAGACAUGGAAAAAAAGCACUUCAUGAAACUAUGGUGAAAAUGUAAAAAUUUGUAUUGUUAAAAUCCGUUAUAUCCGUACAACUUACAUUUGUAUAUAAUAGUGCACAUAUUGUCUUAACGUAUUUUCUUCCUACAAUGUUGCUUCUUCAAUUUAAGUUUACAAUUAUUUCCGUAUUUUAAUA